GCACACCAUCUUGCGUCUUCGGAUGCUGCGCCUGCCUCCAUCGCGCAUGCGCAACAUCUGCAGGACACUGCACGGAGGAGGCAGUAGAGGAAAAUGGCCCUCGAUAAUUUAAUUUUCGCCCAAUGCAUUCUUUAUUUUUUAGCCUUUGUGUUUGGCUUUAUCUCCGUGGUGCCCCUGUCCGAAAACACGGAGGACUUCGGGGGGAAAUGUUUGCUGUUCACGCGCGGGAUGUGGCAGAAUGAGAACAUCACGGUAUCGAAGCAGCGCUUCAUCGUGGAGGAAUGGGGAGCGGAAUCCUUCUGCAGUUUCAUCGCAUUCGUCGGGAUUGCUUCCCUCAUAUUGUCUGCAGUCCAAGCCUGGAGGCUGCUCUUCUUCCUUUGCAAAGGACACGAUGACUCCAUCUUUAAUGCCUUCCUCAACCUGCUGAUUAGCUCCUUGGUGGUGUUCACAGUCUUCCUGUCAAGUACCAUGGUUAGUGUGGGCUUCAACCUGUGGUGUGACUCACUCACAGAAGGUGGCACCAUGCCCAGCAGUUGUGAAGACCUGCAGGACACUGAUCUAGAGCUGGGUCUGAACAAUUCUGCCUUCUAUGACCAGUUUGCUAUAGCUCAGUUUGGUCUCUGGGCUGCAUGGCUCACCUGGCUGGCCAUUACUGUGCUGGCCUUUCUCAAGGUGUACCACAACUACAGACAAGAAGACCUGCUGGAUAGUCUCAUCCAUGAGAAGGAGCUGCUCCUUGGACGCUCCUCUCGCCGCAGCUCUGACCUCAAAACCGGCCUCAUCUAG
Nerophis lumbriciformis (worm pipefish) is the source of this 786-nucleotide messenger RNA. The record is from RefSeq and is a predicted model, not a curated record. Lineage: Eukaryota; Metazoa; Chordata; Actinopteri; Syngnathiformes; Syngnathidae.